This is a messenger RNA of Diospyros lotus (date-plum), 1621 nucleotides long. RefSeq names its product epidermis-specific secreted glycoprotein EP1-like. Bases 11 to 1333 code for a protein of 440 amino acids. The transcript has a single exon. The record is from RefSeq and is a predicted model, not a curated record. Lineage: Eukaryota; Viridiplantae; Streptophyta; Magnoliopsida; Ericales; Ebenaceae.
CACAACAGAAAUGGCUCUCUCUUCUCGUUCCCUCACAUUUUCCUUCCUCUUUCUCACCAUCCAAACACUAUUCUUCCGUUCGCAAGCCCAAGUUCCUGACUCGGAAACAUUCAAGUUUGUCAAUCAAGGAGACUUCGGAGACUAUGUAAUUGAGUACGAUGGGAAUUACCGCGUUCUUCAGCCUUUCGCCGCUCCAUUUCAGCUUUGCUUUUACAACACGACUCCCAAUGCGUAUACCUUGGCCUUACGAAUGGCCUUGGUCCAUUCGGAGUCACUCUUUAGAUGGGUAUGGGAAGCAAACAGAGGCAACCCGGUGGGGGAGAAUGCGACCCUGACGUUAGGGAAGGACGGGAACUUAGUCCUGGCGGAUGCCGACGGCCGCGUCGCGUGGCAAACCAACACUGCAAACAAGGGAGUGGUUGGCUUGAAGUUGUUUUCGAACGGUAACAUGGUUCUGCGUGAUGCCAAGGGAAAUUUCGUCUGGCAAAGUUUCGAUUACCCAACAGAUACUCUCUUGGUGGGGCAAUCCCUUCGACUUGGAUCAAAACUUGUGAGCAGAGCCUCCGCGGAAAACAACGUUAACGGCCCUUAUAGCUUCGUGGUGGAGCCUAAGCAAUUGGGUUUGUGCCACAAGAGCAGUAACUCUCCUAAGCCAUUGCUUUAUUUCUCCUCGUCUGAAUGGUUUAACAUCACCAAGGGCACAUUGGUUAACGUUACAUUCAGCGUUUCAGAAACAGAUGAAGGCUAUUCUUACUACUUCGGACUCGACGCCAAUUGGGCCAAUCCAACUGGGUCUGUAGGUCGGUACUUGGCUAGGUCCAAAUACAAUGGUACAUCGACAUUGCUACGACUUGGAAUCGAUGGAAAUAUAAGGUUCUACACUUACAACGACAAGGUCGAUGUAGGAGCAUGGGAGAUGACCUAUAUCUUGUUCGACAGAGAUUCCGGCGACGUCAGUGAAUGCCAGUUACCAGAAAGGUGUGGAAAAUUUGGGCUCUGUGAGGAUAGCCAAUGCGUUGCUUGCCCAUUACCAAGCGGGUUGAUGGGUUGGAGUAAAACUUGUGAGCCCGUCAAGGUGACAUCUUGCAAGGCCAGUGACUUCUACUAUUACAAGCUGGAAGGAGUGGACCACUUCUUAAGUAGGUACACGAAAGGAGAUGGGCCAGUGAAGGAAAGCAACUGUGCGAGUAAGUGUACAAAGGACUGCAAGUGCAUGGGUUAUUUCUAUCACAAGGACACCUCUAGGUGUUGGAUUGCUUAUGAUCUCAAGACUCUUACGAGGGUUGAAAACUCAGGGCACGUGGGCUAUAUAAAGGCUCCCAAGAAACAGUGAAAACCUUGUUUGAAGAAGUUUGUGCUUAUGUAGUCAAUAAAAGGAGUUGUGAUCUUAAAUUAUUUCCACCAAGUGGUUAUUAUUGUUACUGUUAUUUGUUUCUUAGAAUAAGUUUCUGCCUCAUUUUUCAUUGUGGGCUGAGGCUGUCUUUGUUGAUUGGAGAUCUUUGUGUGUGAUGGGUCCUUAUAGGGCUGCUGUAGUUUUUCUUUUGGCCCUUUUUUAUUUUGCUCUUUUACUAGAAGAGACAGGAAAAAUGAUGUCAUAUAUUAAUAUAUUAAUUAUUAGAUA